UUUAAGGUAGAUGGUACUCGUUCGCCACUUCGCAUCCCCUUGAUUUCCUGACGUUACAACCCGCCACGACGCAACGCGAUCCUACCGGAUCUCAGCUCCCUUGUUAGAACACCCCCGACUGCUCUGUAGCCUUGGCUUCGCUGCCCGGGUUCUAUCGACAACGCUCGCCCGCUCUUGGCUUCGCCGCCCGGUUCGGGCUAUCGUGAUUUUCCCAAUCACCUAUUAGAGAUGGACCAAAGAUUAAUAUUAAAAUGCCGGGACUACCAUGCGCAGUUGUUCGGAAGGGAGCAACUCCAAAAUCACAUUUGCGGAGCAUGGAGUUUGCUUCAAAAUCAACCUCCUCUCAGCGAAACUGCGGAGCAGAAACAGGCAAGAUGGGGAGCAAAAGAAAAAAGAAAGAAACAAGAAGUAGAAAAAGCAAUGAAAGAGGAAAUAAGGAAGAUACGAGAUGUGGUAGAGUCAGCUGUAGACUGGGAAGGAAUGUUAGCAUGGAGGAAAGAAGAAGAAGAGAAAGAAAAAAGGAAGGAAAUAGAAAGAAAAAUAAAAGAAUUCGAAGUGAGGAUGAAGAAGCAGGAGGAAGAAUGGAGAAAGAAGAAGAAUAAUUAAUUAUUAAAAGAAAAAAUAUAUUAUGUGGAAGGGAGUAAAAUAAAAUAAUUCAUAUGUUUUUCCACACAGAAUACAGAAAAAUUAAUUUUUUUUUGGCUCUCUCUCUACAAACACAAAA
Messenger RNA from Belonocnema kinseyi, 724 nucleotides. Its product is annotated as vicilin-like seed storage protein At2g18540. Bases 229 to 606 code for a protein of 125 amino acids. The record is from RefSeq and is a predicted model, not a curated record. The transcript has 2 exons. NCBI's taxonomy places the organism in Eukaryota, Metazoa, Arthropoda, Insecta, Hymenoptera, Cynipidae.